GGGUGGGGAGCUGUGCACGCUGCCGGGGGGCACACCAGGGACAGGACACGGAGAGGAGCCAGUGGGACAAGAGCGGGGACCUCCUGGUGACCCAGGGGACUUUCUUCUUCUAGCAACGCUCCUGGGAGGAUCCACGCCAGGAUAUGGCUCCGAAGGAAGCAUGAGAUGCCAAGACACCAACGCUGAUCUGCCUGAGCCCAGCUGGAAAGACAGCCCUUGCCUGCUGCUUCAUCUAAGCUAACACUGGGGACCACAUCCCACCUCCUGCCCAGCAUCCAUCCAUGGAGGUGAACAACAUGUCCUCACCUCCCACACCACCCACACCGACCAGCAAUGGAGAUGACCAGUGCAGGAUAGAUGUCACCGACGUGGCUGUAGACAUUGUCACGCUGCUCAUCUGCCUCUGUGGGCUGGUGGGGAACGGGGCUGUCCUCUGGCUCCUCGGCUUCCGCAUCCGCAGGAACCCCAUCACUGUCUACAUCCUCAACCUGGCUGUCGCUGACUUCACCUUCCUCCUCUUCAUGGUCACCUCAGGCCUCCUCUACAUAAUGGAGAACAUCUCCUGCUCCACUGCUGUCCCCCUGGUGUACCUGAGGUCACUUUUCCUGCUCUCACUGUUCUCCUACAACAUGGGCCUGUACCUCCUGACGGCCAUCAGCAUUGAGAGGUGCGUGUCCAUCCUCUGCUCCAGCAUCCGCCACCCCCAGCACUUGUCAGCUGUGGUGUGUGCCCUGCUCUGGGCCCUCUCCAUCGCUGUCAUUGCUGCAGUGACUUCCCUGUGCCUGUUGCACGAGCAUGAGCACUGCCGGAUGGCUCUCAUCUCCAUGUACGCCCUCAACUUCCUCAUCUUUGCCCCACUCAUGGUCAUUUCCAGCACAAUAUUCUUCAUUAAGGUCCUGUGUGGCUCCCAGCAGCGCCAGCCCAGGAGGCUCUACAUCGUUAUCUUCCUCACCGUCCUCUUCUUCCUCCUCUUUGCUCUUCCCCUCAGCAUCUGGAAUUUCCUGCAGCAGUUCAGCUACACUGUUGCAUCCUCCCAGGUUGUUUUCCUGCUCGCCUGCAUCAACAGCAGCAUCAACCCCUUCAUCUACUUCUUGGUGGGGAGCUGCUGGAGGCACUGCUCCUUGGUGCCCCUCCAGGUUGCCUUCCGGAGUGUCUUCGAGGAGCCAGAAGACCACACUGCCUGCAGCAAUGAUACUACGAUGGACACUCUGGCCCCAGCCUGCUGAAGCCUCUCCACCACUCUGCUUAAGUGCCCCAGGACAGUGCCUGAGAUUUUCCUUAAGUAACCACAAUAAUAAAUGUCUGCAGUAUUUUCCCCGA
Molecule: messenger RNA, 1320 nt
Organism: Falco peregrinus (peregrine falcon)
Lineage: Eukaryota; Metazoa; Chordata; Aves; Falconiformes; Falconidae
Product: mas-related G-protein coupled receptor member H-like
Exons: 2
Coding region: 282-1226 (314 amino acids)
Biological process (GO): G protein-coupled receptor signaling pathway
Cellular component (GO): membrane
Molecular function (GO): G protein-coupled receptor activity
Source: RefSeq, a predicted model, not a curated record